UCCGCCGGUUUUUUAAAUGGAAUGUUUUGUUGUGUGUUUACAUGAUUUUAAGAAAAGCGUUUUGGUUAGUUUAAGUCGAAAGUUUGGUUUUAUUUUUUACUAUGUGAUAUAAAAAUUGUACAAAAUAGUAUGCCUGCAAUAAGGCCACAUUCCGAGUACAAGAAAAAAUUCCGCUGGCAUGAUUCUGUCAAAUCUGCAUCAUUCAGCCCAACCAAGCAGCAGUCAGCCGUCACAGCAGGACUAUCAUCCUUUGAUGCUGCAAAAACGUAUUCGAAUAUCAGGGAACCAGCUUUACAGCAUAAGAAACAGACAAUCAAUGCCCCAAGGCUGACAAACAUCACAAGCCAGGACUUCGGCAACAUCUCACCAGAAGAAUAUAAUGAUUCUGUUAAAGACCAUCCAGUGCCACUGAAACCAUCAUUGCGACAAACCUCUAAAGGUGAUGAACCUAGAAAAUUUACCAAUGGGGCUUCUACUAGUGUCCUUUCAAAAACCAGCAAGAAAGAUAAAGAAAACGAUGUGAAUCCAAAUAAUAUAGACAAUGUUCCCAAACCAACACAUAAAGAGAGAGACGUUGUCAAUAGCAACUCAGGAGCAAGUAAAUCCCCUAAGAAGGAUAAGAAUGAGGUAAAUCGAGCAAUGCAGUACCAGGCUGGAAUAAGAGCCCCUAAAUUUGGAGGACCUAAAUUUAGCUCCGAGUACCAACGACAAUUUGCCUGGAAGAAGCCAGUAAUUAAGGAGUCCCCAUUGAUUGCUGCUGAACAAAUGGUAUAUAAUUCACAGGCCAAUAUUGCUCCAUAUGUUCCUGAUAAAAUCCAAAGGAGCAGUGAAUACCAGACCCAGUUUAAACCUUGGCAACUGAAGACACAUCAUACUAACACAGAAAAACUUAAAAGGCUAGCUGAGAAUGAGAUAAAAGCCAAGUACAGACUUAAAACUAAAAAGAAAAAGAAGAAACGUCUCUCACCAGAUAAAAUGGCAGCUGCAGGAGUGCCGUCAACUAUCGUUCAUGAAGAUCCAAGUUUACUGAAAAAAGUGCAGAAUCCGCAAGUCCCUUUCUUUCCCCAUGCUAGUUUCAAGAAAUGGAAGUCUGAAUACCGCUCAAACUUCAAGGCACCAGACAAAUUCAACUACGAAAGUGGUGUCUGGAAGGGUGCCGAUCCACCUCAGAUACAACCGCGAGACGAUACUUCCGCAAGAGAAAAGAUCACGAAAAAUGACAAGGCCAGUCAGCCUGUUGUCGACAACAAUGUCCCAAAUUGGUUUGAUGAGGUGUCAGAGCUGAGGAAUCGAGCGAAAGAGUACAAGAAAAGGGCAAGGGGAACUCACUUCUCCCGGGAACACCUUGCCCAGCUGUUGGCAGAACAAGCUAAAUUGUGGGACCAGACAGAUAAUGGAAAUGAUGGUCAUCAGGAAAACAUUGGUACUAAUGAACAGGCAAUGGCUCCAGCAGGCAAACCUAGCAAUAAAGAUGAUGUGAUUCUACACGUGCCUACCAGCAAAGGAGAUGCUGAUAAUCAGUCACCAGUGAGACGGAAGCUAGCCUGGAAUGAGAAGAAUGACCAAAAUUCUAACAACAAUGAAAACAAUUCAAGCAUUGGCAGUAUUCCAACUCCAACUGGAUUAAGAGAUUCUGCGUCUUCAAGUAGUAUUGUAGAUAUCAUCGAUGAAAAUGGAAGAGUUACUACACCAGACUUACCAGAAAAGGGUAUCAAGCAAAGGCAUCACUUUGACAGGACCACACCAAGCACUGGAGGAGCUUUAUUAACAUCCCCACAACCAACUAGAAGGGAUGUCAUCUCUUCCCCGGUUCAUAAGGACCCACUCAGCAAUCAACCAAUCUACAAACCUAGUAAUCGUACAUAUGCUAUUGAUAAGUCACCUUCAAGAUAUGCAAAAGGAAGUGGAAGGCCAGGUCUUACAUAUGUGAAAGGUCACAACCAGGAUCAUGGUAGUGGGGAUGAAUCUGAUGAUGAUGACAUCACUCCUGUGAAAAUGACUGAAUUCCAAUCAAAGACAGCAAAGGUUCCAAAACCACUGGCAGCAUCUCCCACCGCAGGAGUGAGAUCCAGAGACCCAGACCCACUGAAUGAUGAUUUGUCAGAACAUUCCUUCAACAGACAUUCCAACAAUUACUUUGAAACCAGUGCAAGGAUGAAGCACAUACAAGGUACCAGAGCUCCUCCAAGCACAUGGGCAGCACCUCGGCAACAUAAAGACCAGCCUCGUCCUUCAACCACUGAAGGUCCCUUGGAUCAACCAAAUACUGGCAGUAUACAGGGUCGGCCACUGACAGCAAUGCCAAAGUCACGGAAGCAGGCUCGGGCAGAGGACUUUCCGUCAGAUGAUGCGUCGUCAGUGUCUUCAGCACGGCAGGCUCGGGGAAAGCUUGCAGCCAAAUCCAACAAGACAUCUGUACCAAGGCCUGAGGCUCCGCGUGCAUGGAGUAUACCAACAAACGAAGAUAUACAUCCAUCAUUGGGUGUGUCGAAGUUAGACGACAGUCCAGCCAGCGACCAAAUGUCGAUGUCGGAUAUAUCAAGCGUUUCGAGUUGUUCACUGGCAUCAGACAUUCUUGACCGAGCCCGGAAGAGAAGGGACAAAUUUUGGGGAAAGUAAUUUUAUACGGGUUAAUUCAAUAGCACAUUUCCGAGAGUUUUAAAAAAACUUUUUACUAGAACAUUUGACAAAGACAAUUAUAAUAUUUUUCAGCAUAAAAACUGUUUCCUAUAAUUAUGCAAAAAAAAAAUGUUUCAGUACAGUACUUUCCCUAUUUUUAAAAAUGUAUGUAAAUAUUUUUUCAAAUGUCCUUGUACUGUACAUCUUAAAGGUUGAUAUUACCAUUUUUUAUGAUAGCAGUGUGUAAUGUAGUGAAGUACAUAUAGCAUAGUCCAAUAACACUUUCAACAUUUAAAUACUUUUACCUUCCUUUUUAAAAUGAAAUAAUCAUACUUGUUAAAUGUAUCAGGUAUUUUUAACAUUCUCAUUACCAAAUGUUUUUAAUAAAUUGUUUUUACAUGUACAGUACUGUUAAAUGGGUAAAGUAUAUUUUGAAAGAAUGAACAGUAUUUUUUGCUAGGUAAAUGCUGUUUUGAGAUGGGAAUGUUUUAUAUUUAUUCGGUGUAUGCUGGUACUGGACAGUAAAAUUGAACAAUUGUAAUGUGUUACCUGCGACACAAAUUAUUCAGUUGUAAAAAUCGAAAUAAAACCACUGAAAACACUU
Molecule: messenger RNA, 3223 nt
Organism: Anneissia japonica
Lineage: Eukaryota; Metazoa; Echinodermata; Crinoidea; Comatulida; Comatulidae
Product: nuclear protein MDM1-like
Exons: 15
Coding region: 130-2619 (829 amino acids)
Biological process (GO): negative regulation of centriole replication
Molecular function (GO): microtubule binding
Source: RefSeq, a predicted model, not a curated record